Messenger RNA from Saccostrea cuccullata (small rock oyster), 2103 nucleotides. RefSeq lists its product as uncharacterized. The record is from RefSeq and is a predicted model, not a curated record. The annotation marks the transcript as partial. The transcript is spliced from 12 exons. Gene Ontology annotation, molecular function: protein binding. NCBI's taxonomy places the organism in Eukaryota, Metazoa, Mollusca, Bivalvia, Ostreida, Ostreidae.
AAUUUCAAUGUAUCAGUGAAGGAGCAUGGUGCCAAGGCUUUAUGGGCUUUGGCCGGAAACACCACGACUCAACAGAAAUACAUCGCAGAGAAAACCAGCAUCCCCGACAUCUGUAGUAUGUUACUGGAGGAUACGAAAAACUGCUUCAAGUUGGACAUUGAGGACAUAGAUUUCACCACCAGUCUGACCACUCUAUCAGCCCGCUGGGGAGGCUUCGCACACCCUCACCUGGAUGUGACCUACUUAUUUAAGGCCGGCAGUACCCCAGGGGCUAGUGAUAUUGUGUCCUCUAAAAAUGUAGGAAAGACCUUGGCUCAUACAGAGACUGGACUCACUCUCAUUCAGUUUCAGAGGUACUAUGUGACGAUAUCAGCAGUAACAUCUGCAGGAAAUGUGGAGGUGACAUCAGACGGAGUGAUUGUGGUUCAACAGGACGCUGUAUUAUCAGGAAUCACCAUCUAUGAUGGGCAGAACUGUACCAUGACAGCAGACAAUGGGACAGUCUUCAAACAUCAUUUUGAGGACAACAGACUGCGGUGUGCAGAGGACAUGGAUUACCAGUCAUCCACUAACAGUCUGGAGGCGUACUGGGAAGUCCCUAACACAGUAUCUCACUACUCACCUGACGCUCACUUCUCCAUAGAGGAGAAAUCACACAUAGGAGCUGUCUGGUCAACAUUUAGAGAAUACGAACAUAUACACAAGCACCAUAAGGCCCAUGUCACAGAUCUAAACUUGAAACCAGGGAGGACUUACAGAUUUGCUGUCAAAUUAUGUGCCAUUACAACUUGCUAUGCCCCACUGUUUAGUGACGGUGUUCUGAUUUUGGCUAAUCCUCCAAGCAAAGGGCAGAUAACUGUUGAACAUAGGAACACAACCCAAAGUUCUGGCUCAAAUGAAACGAUUUUUGUCACAAUGGAUGAAUUCUAUGAUCCCGAUAUCCAAGAUGCUACUGAUAAGUAUAGUGUAAUUGAUAAGUAUGAAUGGGCCAUAACUGACCAAUCAGAUGUAGGCAGAACCCAUACAAUCUGGAAUGAGGUUAAGAAUGUACAGAAAACUCAAAAUAAGAUGCAGUUUGAGAUUGGACUACUUGGAGAAUUUGACUUUUCUAAAUGUCGUAGAUUCAGUGUCAGGGGAUACAACAAGGCUAAACUCUUCUCCACUGUAUCAACAGACAUUAAGGACUGUAAAGCCUUCGACCCGAUCCUGGUCAAACCUAACCUGGUCCUGGAUGCAGUGGGAGAGUUAGAUACCACCAGAGAUGGUUAUGGAAGCCCAGUGUUUAUCUUAGAAAAUGCCAUUUGGCCCUACCCAGAUAAGGAUUACACACCUAACAUGAACUACAUCUCGGCAGUCUGGCCACAGCUCCGUUACACCUCGUACAAAGUGGCGGUGCUGAAUGCCCGAUCUAUGGAUGUCACCACCUAUUACCUCCCUACCACCAACCUCUCCCUGCCUGACCCCUGUAGCCACCCAGACGCACUUAAAUGUGAUACCACUAAGAAUGAAUUUAUCAACAUGAAGUUUGACCCUGGAGAGCUGGUCCAUGGUCAGAGGUACAUGGUUUGUAUCCACACAGAGUAUACUGAGAUAAAGCACGAGUUGUGGACUCAGGUACUGCCCCAGCUAGACAUCUGUAGUGAUGGAAUAGUGGUGGAUCUAACUCCUCCCUCUCCCGGAGAGGUGUGGAUAGGCAAUGUUAGAGGUAUAAAGUAUCAGACUUCUACAACAGACAUGUACAUAAAUUGGGAAACUUUCCUGGAUGUUGAAGAAUUUCAGACUGGUUCACAUCCAUCAGGGAUUCAGAACUAUGUUCUAGGAAUUGGUAUGAGACCGAUGACUGGCUCGAUGAGCCGCGCUACGACAGCUCGAGCUACAAGUCGAGCCAAAUCAGCCCCCGGGCAGCGCGGGAAAAGGUCGCCUAACCCCAGUAUAGUUGUAAGUACCCCCGACAACAGUCGCCCCUCCACUGCUGCCACGGUCCGGAUCCACCCCAGCUCUCUCUUCAGACCCGCCAGUGCCACCACCCCCAGCAGAAAAGGGGUGCGGUCCCCCGACCCCACAUUUAAAACUCGUUUGUCUUCUUGGAAGGAGGAAAUCUGA